Molecule: messenger RNA, 2810 nt
Organism: Arachis ipaensis
Lineage: Eukaryota; Viridiplantae; Streptophyta; Magnoliopsida; Fabales; Fabaceae
Product: pentatricopeptide repeat-containing protein At2g03880, mitochondrial
Biological process (GO): RNA modification
Molecular function (GO): RNA binding; protein binding
Source: RefSeq, a predicted model, not a curated record
CCUCUUCGACUCUUCCCUCUUGCUCUUCUCAUCUUCUGACUCUUCUCAUCAUCUAGACUCAGCUGCCGGCGCUUAUUGUCCCCGCCGCAGCUGGCACCGGAGCAGGCAGCUGGCACUGCAGUUUCCUAUCUUCGGCCGCCACCACAAGCGCGUCGCGUCUUUGGUCGUAACUUUCGCCUCUUUGGAUCAUCGUCGCACCGCCGCUCUGUUCCGCCGUCUUUUGUUCUGCCGUCCGCCUUUCCUCGUCGUGACCAGUUCUGUUCUCUGUUCUCUGGGUACCCCCGCCUUUCCUCAAGGUUCUUCUCUGUUCCGCCGUCUUCUGUUCUUUGCAUUUCCUUUAUGGGUUCUACCGUUCUAAGGGUGUAGAGAAUUUGAGUUUGCAUCUGUGAUAUUAGUUUAUGAAUCAAGAAUCCUUAUGAAUGGUUCAAUAAUGCUUAAUUGCUUAGCUUUGUGAAAUUAGUCAGAAAUGAUAAACUGGUAACAUAUAUAGUUCCUGAAACAAGUAACUGGAGAUAUUUAUGUUGCUAUAAUGCUAUGCUACUAAGUGUUCUAGAUUGGUAUUAUUUUUUAAACGAUCUCUAAUUUAUUUACUUUGUUGUAGUUAUAGACUUAUAGUAAUAUGAUCUUCUAUACACAUAUGAUCUAAUCUUAUUGCAUUUGAAUGAUGACUCUGCUAUUAUUAUUUGUAAAUAUAGUUCCUUAUAAUUUUGAAAAGUUAUCAAAGUAAACAUUGCUGCCAUCUCCAAGAACCUUAUUUGUAAAUAUAGAUCCUCCAUUGAUUCCCAUGAUCCUUGCUCCUUAUGAUCUUUGGAUUUGAAGCGUUUAUUUGACGCCAACUGUUUAAUGACUCUGAUUCCUAUAGCACAAGAAAUUCCAUGGUUUUACACAGGAACCGCUUCAUUACAUUCCCAACCCCCAAAAGCUUCACCUUUGUUAACGCAGUUCCUCAACACUUCGACAACCAUUCUUCAUCUCAAACAGACCCAGGCCUUCGCACUUAAACUCCUCUCUCACCAACCGCUUCAAUACAAUCACUUCUUGGGUCGUUUGUUUCUGAGGAUUCUCCGUCUUAAUGCCGGAAUAUCUAAUCUCUGCUAUGCCCACAAACUGUUUGAUGAAAUGCCAAGCUGCCCAAACAGCUUCCUUUGGACAUCCCUUAUUCGUGCAUUUAUAUCUGGUACCCAAUUUCGCCAUGGAAUUUCCACCUAUGCUAGGAUGCACCAAAAUGGGGUCUUGCCAUCUGAGUUCACCUAUUCCACAGUCCUCAAUGCAUGCGGACGUAUCCCCGCCAUGUUCGAAGGGACACAAGUACAUGCUAGAGUGGUGCAGUCAGGUUUCUUGGGGAACAAGUUUGUGCAAACCACUAUACUUGACAUGUAUGCGAAGUUUGGUAGUGUUUUCGAUGCAAGGGUGGUGUUUGACGGGAUGUGUGAUAGAGACCUAGUUGCAUGGACGGCAAUGAUUUGUGGGUAUACCAAGGCAGGGAUGAUGAUUCAUGCGAGAUGGUUGUUUGAUAACAUGGGGGAGAAGAAUUCUUUUACUUGGACUACUAUGGUUGCAGGGUAUGCAAAUAGUGGAGACAUGAAAUCAGCCAAGAAAUUGUAUGAUGCCAUGGACGAGGAGAAUAAGAGUGUGAUCACAUGGGUAGCAAUGAUAGCUGGUUAUGGGAAGCUCGGUAACGUAAGUGAAGCAAAAAGGGUGUUUGAUAGGAUAUCAACGCCACGUGAUCCGUCAGCAUGUGCAGCAAUGCUGGCUUGUUAUGCCCAAAAUGGGUAUGCAAAGGAAGCUAUUGACAUGUAUAAGGAAAUGAGGCAAUCAAAAAUUAAAAUCACUGCGGUGGCAAUGGUGGGUGCUUUAUCAGCAUGUGCACAACUUAGGGAUAUUCAAAUGUCAAGUACAUUGACAGAACAUGUUGAGGAGAGUAUUUAUGAUAGGAUACAUAUUAUAUCCAAUUCAUUGAUCCACAUGCAUUCCAAAUGUGGAAACAUAAACUUAGCUUGGACGGAAUUCAGUAGAAUGAAAUACAGAGAUGUGUAUAGUUAUAGUGCAAUGAUUGCAGCCUUUGCUGAGCAUGGGAAAUCACAAGAUGCUAUAGAUCUUUUCCUAAAGAUGCAGAAGGAAGGAUUGCAGCCAAACCAGGUUACAUUCGUGGGUCUCCUCAAUGCAUGUAGUUCUUCAGCUCUCGUCGACGAAGGUUGUAGGUAUUUUCGGACUAUGACUGAGAUAUUUGGUAUUCAGCCCUUACCCGAGCAUUAUGCUUGCAUGGUAGAUCUGCUUGGGAGGGCUGGGCAACUUGAAAGGGCAUACUGUCUCAUAAAGCAGAAUGCAAGCGCCGAUGCAACCGCCUGGGGUUCUUUAUUAGCAGCUUGCAGGGUUUAUGGCAAUGUGGAAUUGGGUGAGACAGCUGCUAGACAUCUCACCAUGAUUGACCCUGAGGAUUCAGGAAAUUAUGUGCUUCUAGCAAACACUUAUGCAUCGAAGGACAAAUGGGAACGUGCAGAAGAAGUUAGGAAGUUCAUGAGUGAAAAGGGAAUGAAAAAACCUUCAGGGCAUAGUUGGAUACAAAGAGAGAUAAGUGGAUAGUUUAGAGAUGAAAUAUUUUGAUUGUUAAUCUUCUGCUUCUUCUGCCAAUGUAAUGGGAUGAAUUCCUUCUGCAUUUCCAAAGUUCUUUCCAAUGGUGGAUGCUAGAGAAGAAGCACAUUCAUUGUUAAAACAAUGUAAUUAACUUUAGUCUAUUACUAUGGAUUGUACCUUAAAACAAUAGUUGCAAGUAAUUAGAUCAUGUUUUCUCUUUGUUUUGUGGAGAUCAA